This is a messenger RNA of Enterobius vermicularis (human pinworm), 630 nucleotides long. The record is from the annotation of a GenBank genome assembly. NCBI's taxonomy places the organism in Eukaryota, Metazoa, Nematoda, Chromadorea, Rhabditida, Oxyuridae.
AUGAUGGUAGUUAAAUUUACUUCAACAGUAGUUGAUCCGCCUGCCCUGUUGUACAUGGGAAUUGAUAAGCAUGAGAAUGAAGAGCUUAUCAGGUGGGGUUGGCCGGAAGAUAUUUGGUUCCACGUCGAUAAAGUGUCAUCAGCUCACGUAUAUGCUCGCUUAGAAAAAGGGCAGACUAUAGAUGAUAUGCCACAGGCUUUAAUUGACGAUUGUGCACAGCUGGUAAAAGCAAAUAGUAUUCAGGGAAACAAGAUGAAUAAUAUUGAUAUUGUAUAUACACCAUGGGACAAUUUGAAAAAAACUGGUAGCAUGGCAAUUGGGCAGAUUGGUUUUAAAGAUGAUGCAAAAGUGAAAAAGAUACGUGUUGCUAAAAGGAUCAAUGAAAUCAUUAAUAGACUGAAUAAGACUGAGCGGCGAGAAGAUAUCGAUUAUCGGAAGGAACGAGAAGACAGGGAUGCCCGAGAAAGACAGUUGGCAAAACAAAGGCAGCACGAAAUGAAAGAAAGGGAGCUGGUGGAAAUGAAGGCUAAAGAAGAGGAACGAAAGAUCCGGAAUUACGAAGGCAUGUUCAAUCCCGAUAAAAUGCAGUCUAAUGUUGAUGCUGGGAACCUCUCAGACGAUUUUAUGUAA